Verticillium dahliae VdLs.17 is the source of this 1002-nucleotide messenger RNA. RefSeq names its product pyridoxal reductase. Gene Ontology annotation, cellular component: cytoplasm. The transcript is spliced from 4 exons. The record is from RefSeq and is a predicted model, not a curated record. NCBI's taxonomy places the organism in Eukaryota, Fungi, Ascomycota, Sordariomycetes, Glomerellales, Plectosphaerellaceae. Bases 1 to 1002 code for a protein of 333 amino acids.
AUGUCUGCCAUCAAAGUCCAGGGUGUCAACGUCCAGGGUAUCAAGGUCCAGGGCUUGACCAUGCGCCCUACACCCCUUUCCGAUGAUCAGGCCUUCGGUGUUCUCGAUGCUGCCAUAGAUGCCGGCGCGAACUACUGGAACGGCGGCGACUUUUACGGGCCCCCUGACAACAAUUCUCUCGCACUCCUGAGCCGCUACUUUGAGAAGCGUCCCGAAGCCGCAGGCAAAGUCGUUUUGAACAUCAAGUCGGGCAUUGCCGUUCUUCCAGCCUUCACACCCACCGGCUCGCCCGAUGAAGUCGCCGCCAGCAUCAACAAGUGUCUGCAGCAGCUUGGUCCCAGGGGUACCAUUGAUGAGUUUGAGAUUGCCAGGGUCGACGCUAACGUCCCCUACGAGCACUCUCUCCGCCCCAUUGUCGACGCCGCAGCGAAGGGCCGUAUCGGUGGCGUCAGCGUGUCCGAAGUCUCAGCCAACACCAUCCGCAGAGCUGCCAAGGUGACCAAAAUCUCCAGCGUCGAGAUUGAGCUAUCGCUGUGGGAGACUGAUGCCCUGACCAACGGCAUCACCGAUGUCUGUGCCGAGCUUGACAUCCCAAUCGUCGCAUACUCUCCGCUUGGCCGGGGCCUCCUCACCGGUGCCAUCAGGUCUCCGGCCGGUAUCCCCGACGGCGACUUCCGAAAGGUCCUGCCCCGGUAUCAGCCCGGCAACUUUGAGGUCAACCUCAAGCUCGCCGACAAGGUCACUGAGUUUGCUGCUCGCAAGCGUUGUACCGCAGCUCAGGUUGCCAUCGCUUGGCUCUUGGCGAUCGCGCGUCGCCCGGGAAUGCCAACGAUCAUCCCCAUCCCUGGCUCUUCGUCGCCGGAGCGCGUGCGCGAGAACUGUGCAGCAGCUGCUGUCGAGCUGAGCGAGGCUGACAUAGCUGAAAUUGACGAUAUCCUGGCGCAGUUCCGGCCAGCAGAUGACAUCUUGAGCUUUCCUCGAGCCAACCUGCGUGCCAUAUGA